GACAACUGAAAGGUGACACAUGUAACAUGAACUUAAACUUCAAGUGUUAAUGUCGCCACGCAACGAUCCUCCACGUCAGCACAAAGCGUAGCCGUGACGUCCUGAGCAGAGGGUGACGUCACACUCAUCUGUGUUUAUUAAUUUUCUCAGUUCAUGUGGAUGAACUCGAUGGGAGUCAAACCGUGUACAGCUCACAAAGUGACACUGCUCCCGGUGUCCGCGGGGUUCCAGUGCGAACACACUGUCAGUCCUGAGCUCUGACAGUCGGUGUCUUCUACCUACUUCUACUUCGACCUCAGCCGCCAUCACCCAGAGCAGAGCAGAUAUGACGAGGAGCCUCGGGGGGUUGUUGUUCAGAGGCGUCCACAGCCUCACCUCCAUCCCGGCCGGGAGGACCCAGCUCGGCCACCUGGCUUCUGGCGCCGCGGUCAGGACCGUGAUGACGCUGCCGUCGUUUCUUUCCCCCAAGCCCCGGGACUUCAGCCUGCCCAACUCCUCUUGGGGCUCAGAAAUGUUGAGGUUGCACGAGCAUUACAACAGCCAGUGUGAGGGGGAGAAUGAGGAAGGAGAGAAAGACGGAGGAGAGAAAGACGGAGGAGAGAAAGACGGAGGGUUUUGGCUGAGACUGCCAAGUUACAAUCGCUCCCUCAAGUAUGCUACAGGUGGAGUUUACCUCAGUAAGAUUGUCCAGGCAAAUGCUCGUCUUUUCACCCGUAACAUCCGAGAGCAGGGGGCAGGAUUUGAAUACGUUGUGUUUGUUAACAAAAAGGAGAAGAAGUGCGUGGGCAUUUUCCAGGCUGGACACCUUCUAGAGGGGCCACCAGGUUGUGUCCACGGGGGGGCGAUAGCCACUAUGAUUGAUACCGUGACAGGGACUCAUGCCAGUGUAGUGUCCAGACCUGUCAUGACCGCCAACCUCAACAUCAACUACCGCAGUCCCAUCCCACUUGGAAACACAGUGUUGAUUGAAUCCUCUCUGGAUUCCAGGGAAGGCAGGAAAAUGUUUAUUUCAUGUAAAGUCACCAGCGCUGACGGCUCGAAACUGCACACAGAAGCAACAGCACUGUUCCUGUCAGUCAAUUUCAGUCAUCUAUUGAAGGGAGGAUGACACGAAGCAGCAACACCUUCCCAAACCUCAACAGCAGUGUGAGAGAGAGACAGGAUGUGUGAGUGUAUUACUGAUUUGCACUGUUAUUGCAUUUGCCAGAUGAUUUAAUAUAUAACUUAUUUUUGAAGUUUUACUAAUCAUUUUUAUUGUUAUUACCUACUAGUAUGUACCUCUACUUGACCUCCACUGCCUCGUGUUGUUAUCAUAUCAUAUACCUCAUAUAUAUCAUAAAUAUUUGAAAUGUGUUGAUUCAACUAAAUGUUAUGUAUUAUUGCAUCUUGGUCUGUUGAGAGUGACAAUAGAUUAAAAAAUGUACUGUACCCAAAGCUUUUGUUUAUUCUAAUAAAGCCUUACCUUAGGGUUUUAUACAAAUCAGGUUUUUAUUUGUUUGUCAAAAAGGGAAAUUGCAGGUAAUACAUAUUGAAUUGUAUCCUGAUGAGAUUUAGUUUUUAAAAAACUGGGAUUGUUCCUCCGUCACAUGGAUAUCUUUACAUGAGUAUGAUAAAAACUUACAAAGAAACAUUUGAUAACACUCAUUUUCCAGUUUUAAUCAAAUAAAAAAAUAUUCAGUCAAUAACUGAAUGGUGUAAAGGGAAGUGGUAAACUGCUCAAGUAAAAAGAGUUAAGGUCACCAAACAGUGAAAAAGUCAAGCCAAUUUCAUGCAUUAGAAAAUCUGUGACCUUGUAGCAGCAUAUUUGUGGAAACAAUUUUGGGACAAACUUUUACAUCAUGUUUCAUUUAUAUUUUUACAAGAACGUUAUAAGUUGUUUUUUUUGCUUCAACUUCACACUGAGAUUUUAGCUAACUGUAACAUAAGUACAUUACAUGUCCAUGAAAUGUACUUUUUUUUAUCAUACUACAUAAUACAAGGUACUACAUCAUGUUGUUCAUCAGAUGGUUUGCUUCACACAGUCUGACACAGAAAUGACUGAAGUGUUCCAUAAUAAGUAACACUGUCCACAUCACAGAGAUCUGUGCUGCUCUGGCAGCUACUGUAGACCACAGUGUUAAAAAAAGUGCGCCUGUCACAGACACCUGGAAACAUACAGAGCUCCAACUUCUUUUUACCACUCCAACUUUAUUUUACACACGACUAUGACACAUCUGAAUGUGACUUAUGUUGAUUUCUCCACCAACAUUUUUCUGUUUUUUGUGUAACAAAUUCUGUUUGCAUUGUGCUUGACAUGUUGUCAGAAGGAAUAAAUAAACCUCACAGAUUUGUACAACUGGCUACACAGCCAUUCAUCAAACAAUAAAAUGAUAUAAAAUUGAAAA
Limanda limanda (common dab) is the source of this 2384-nucleotide messenger RNA. It is a transcript of the gene them4, whose product is annotated as thioesterase superfamily member 4. Bases 326 to 1108 code for a protein of 260 amino acids. The record is from RefSeq and is a predicted model, not a curated record. The transcript is spliced from 6 exons. NCBI's taxonomy places the organism in Eukaryota, Metazoa, Chordata, Actinopteri, Pleuronectiformes, Pleuronectidae.